This is a messenger RNA of Dovyalis caffra, 747 nucleotides long. The record is from the annotation of a GenBank genome assembly. NCBI's taxonomy places the organism in Eukaryota, Viridiplantae, Streptophyta, Magnoliopsida, Malpighiales, Salicaceae.
AUGAACACCACCAUUCCAAAACUACCUUUCCUUCUCUCCCUCUUGCUCUCUCUUUCAGUCCUCAUAUUCAUAGCCCUUCAAACUCCCCACGACAGCAAAACCACCUCCCAAUAUCCAAACACCUCCACCUCCAAGAACGUUGGUGGCCUUCGUAUCCGACCGGGGUAUUCUUCCUACGAUGAAUACAUUCAGCGACAACUGAAGAAAACCCUAAACCCUAAACUCCGAGAAAUAUGGACAACACGGGAUUGGGAUCGUAAAGUCCGCGUGUUUGCCAAGUUUUUUGAGUCUUUAAAGCAAAGGAACCUCUUGUUUAACGAUUCAAAGGCAUUAUCGAUCGGUGCUCGAGUGGGGCAAGAAGUGUUGGCCCUAAAAAGUAUAGGCGUGAAUGACUCGAUCGGCAUUGACUUAGUGCCUUAUCCGCCACUUGUAGUAAAAGGAGAUUUUCAUGCACAGCCUUUCAUGAACGAAACAUUCGAUUUUGAGUUCUCUAAUGUGUUUGAUCAUGCCCUGUAUCCAUGGAAAUUUGUUGGGGAGAUCGAACGGACAUUGAAGCCUGGUGGAGUUUGUGUUAUACAGGUGGCGUUAUCAAGACGGGCUGAUAAAUAUUCAGCUAAUGAUUUGUACAGUGUGGAGCCAUUGGUUGAGUUGUUUAAAGAGUCCAAGUUGGUGGAGGUUAGGAAGGUUGAUGGGUUUGGACUUGAUACUGAGGUGGUCUUUAGGAAGAACAAAAGGAGAAAUAUUUAA